Molecule: messenger RNA, 2808 nt
Organism: Scylla paramamosain (green mud crab)
Lineage: Eukaryota; Metazoa; Arthropoda; Malacostraca; Decapoda; Portunidae
Exons: 1
Coding region: 1-2808 (935 amino acids)
Biological process (GO): DNA integration
Molecular function (GO): nucleic acid binding
Source: RefSeq, a predicted model, not a curated record
AUGGACGGCGAGCCUCACCACAUCCACCUGGCACCCAACGCUGUCCCCUACGCCUGCCACACGCCCGCCUCGGUGCCGAAACACUGGGAGGACGAGGUGAAAGCCCAGCUUGAAGACGACGUACGGCGAGGCGUCAUCGAGCCCGUCCCAGCAGGGGAACCCACGGAGUGGUGUGCCCGCAUGGUUGUGGUAGCAAAGAAAUCAGGGCAACCGCGGCGCACCGUCGAUUACCAGCGCCUCAACGCCGCAUGCCGCAGAGAGACACACCACACCCCCGCCCCCUUCGACAUGGUGUCUAGUGUCCCCAAACAUUGCUUCAAGACAGUGGCUGACGCUUAUUGGGGGUACCACCAAGUCAGGCUGGACGAGGAGAGUCGAAGUCUCACCACCUUCAUCACCCCAUGGGGGAGGUUCAGGUACCUCUGGACCCCCAUGGGCCACUGUUCUGCUGGCGACGCAUACACAAAGCGCUUCGAUGACGCCAUCCAAGGCAUCGUGAGGAAGCACAAGUGUGUCGACGACACCCUCCUCUAUGACAGCAACAUCGAAGACGCAUUCUGGCACACGCACGAGUUUCUGGCGACCUGUGCAGCCAAGGGGAUUACUUUGAAGCCUGAAAAAUUCCAGUUCGCACGGAGGGAGGUGGAUUUCGUGGGUUUUCGCCUCGGCUGGGAGGAGUACAAACCCACAUACGAGCGCCUAGCGGCAAUCAAAAGCUUCAGGAUGCCUGACAAGCCCUCCAUCUCAGACAUCAGGUCGUGGUACGGGUUUGCCAAUCAACUUGCCCCAUUCCUCGCCACAGCCCCAAUCAUGAACGCCUUCAGGGAGCUCCUGAGGAAGCCGUGCGGAAAGACUGUGUACUGGGACGAGCACCUGCAGGAGAAAUUUUGCCGCGCUCAGGACACCAUAUGCCAGCUUGCAAAGGACGGCCUGGCAUAUUACGACAAAACCCGCCCCACAGUUGCCCUCACAGACUGGAGCAGGGAGGGCAUUGGAUUCAUUAUCCUGCAGCAGUUCUGCCACUGCUCGUCUGCUGCCGCUCCCUUCUGCUGCAGGGCGGGCUGGCGUCUGGCCCUGUGCGGAAGCCGCCACCUCACGGCCGCCGAGACUGGUUACGCCGCGGUAGAGGGGGAAACCUUGGCUGUGGUGUGGUGCCUCCAGAAAGACCGGCUGUUCUUGUUGGGGUGCCCGAACCUCACCAUCGUCACCGACCACCGCCCUCUCACCAAGCUGCUGGGGGACAGGGCCCUCACAGAAGUCAUCAACCCACGACUCUUCCGGCUCAAGGAGCGAACGCUACAGUACCGCUUUCAAGUCAAAUAUCUGCCAGGAAAAAGGAACGCCGCAGCCGACUUCCUGUCCAGGUACCCAGCCCUCAGAAGCCCCACCACAGACACCGACGCCAACCUGGAUGAGGACCUCACCGAGGCAGUAGCAGCCGUGGUCAUCGCCACAGCCAAACACGAGGGUCACGUUCUCGACGAGUCAGCGGUGAGAAAAUCUGCAGCCGACGACCCUGUCUACCAACUACUACUGGCCAAAGUGUUGGCCGCGGACUGGCACCCGCACAAGGCGCAAGAAGUGGCCUGCCUGCGCCCGUUCUAUGGCGUGAGGGACCGGUUGGCAGUCUCUCAAGACCUUGUCACAUACACCUUUGACCAGGGUUAUGUGCGACUCGUGAUUAAUGAGCCCCUCCGCCCACAGGUAGCAGCAAACUUACACGCUGGUCACCAAGGGCUAGAUUCCAUGCUGCGGAGGGCAAGGCAAUGUGUAUACUGGCCCGGGUUGGAAGGGGACCUGCAGCACUACCGGGCGUCGUGCACGUCAUGCGAGACGCACGCUCCCUCUCAGCCCUCAGAAACACUCGUCAUCACGCCGCCCCCAGAGUACCCAUUCCAAUCCACAGUGGCGGACAUGUUUCAGCAUGAGGGGCACACCUACAUGGUCUACGCUGACAGGCUCACUGGAUGGCUAGAACUCGCCCAUUUCCCACACGGUGCUACAUUUAAUAAAAUCAAAAGUCAAAUGAGGCAGUACUUCACGCGAUGGGGCGCCCCGGAACAGCUGUCCACUGAUGGGGGGCCGAACCUGGCGAGCGAGGAAAUGUCGGAAUUCCUCAAGAAGUGGGGUGUCAUUGCACGCCUGUCCUCAGCACAGCACCCACAGUCAAACGGGCGGGCCGAAGCAGCGGUCAAGACGGCCAAAAGAAUCAUCAGAGCCAACACAUGUAGCGGGGGCUCAUUGGACACGGACAGAACCUCCCUCGCUGUGCUGCAGUAUCUUAACACCCCGCUGCGAUCUGUCAACAAGUCCCCCGCCCAACUUGCCACCGGAAGGCAGCUGCGUGAUGGCGUGCCAACGGCCCGACGACAUUACAAGGUGGACAGCCACUGGGGAAGGACGCUGCGUGAGAGAGAAGUGAAAAUGGGGGAGGAAGGCAACACCCUGAUGGCAACCUGCACACCCAGACAGCUCCGGCCCCUGUCCCCCGGCACACGAGUAAGAAUGCUGAACCAGGCCUCGGGCACGUGGGACCGCACGGGUUUGAUCGUGGAGGCGCUGCCCUACAGGCAGUACACCGUAAGGCUUGAUGGUAGCGGCCGAAUAAGCCUCAGGAACAAGAAGCAUCUGCGGCCCGUCGCUGAGUCAACCCCACCGCCCGCACCGCCAACCCUGCGCCCACCAACCCCGCCGGCCGCUCAACCAACCACGACACCCGCACAAGUCUCAACCCCCACCCAACCUCAGCUACGCCCCGCACCCAGGAGGCAGGUGCGGCGACCGGGGUGGCUGAGCGACUAUGUGUAA